This is a messenger RNA of Vitrella brassicaformis, 1343 nucleotides long. The record is from the annotation of a GenBank genome assembly. Lineage: Eukaryota; Vitrellaceae.
AUGUUUGCGGGGAAGCACACGGACGUGCUGCCGGAUGGCUUCACGGUCGUCGAUGCGCGCUGGACCCCCAGAGUCAACCAGCCAGCCACCGGUCAGGGCAACCACUCUGCAGACGUGGGGCUUCCUGCCCUGUUAUGCAAGCGCAACGCACGUCAACACGCCCGCCACAUUGACAGAGAAGAGGGGGGAGGAGGUGGUCUCGGAGAAGGAGUGCGUGUUCAUGGCCAUGCCCUGGAUGGCCAUUGCCCGGAGUAUGAGGGUGAGUAUGCCAACAGACACACACACACACACACACAGAGAGAGAAAGGAUACGGGGAGAGACUGUUGUUAUGUGUCCUCUCUCUGUGUGUAUGAUGAUAUGAGUGCAGGAGGUCAUCACGGAGCGGUGCACGCGGCCAGCAAAGAGGCCGUAGCCAACGCGCUGUGGCACCCGACGGGCGACCCAGAUACGGCAACAAGCACCCCAGUAACAAUGUCACACACGUCAGCAAUGAAUUACUGUGCGUGCGCUGUUGGCCAUUGAUGGAUCGGAUCGGGCGGUCAUCUUCCACUGUGAGUACUCACAGAGACGGGGGCCAGCCAUGAAGGCCGAUAUGACCACCGCGACAUCAAUUCGGUGAGGGAGGGAUCCACACACACACACAUCGGUGGACCAACAAUUGCAUUGCACCCUGCCACUUUCCUCUCUCUGCAGGACUACCCGUUCAAGUUUGUGCUCGAUGGCGGAUACAGAGGCUUCUACACCAACAACAGAGGCGUAAGCGUGAAAUCGAAACACACGACGGCACCCAAUGCUGCACGUCAUCUCUUUCUCUUUCUGCGUGUGUGUGCAGCGGCCGUACUGCGAGCCAUGUGGGUAUGUCUCUGAGCACGCCCUGAAGGGCUCAGCGGCGCGCAAGGCCGCCAAUGAGCACAAUGCCCGUUUUGCCGCCAAGCGGCAGAAAAGGUCGCGGCUGCCGCAGCCCUUCUUCGCCGCUGACCCCGCCGCCGACGACUGUGAGAUGGAAGACGCCCCUGCUGCUGCUGCUACGCCAGCCAUGCCGUUCCCCUGGCCCUCACCCCCUCAGCCGCAGGCCGCGAGCGGCGAGAGGAAGCGUAAGGGACGAGGCGAGGAGGACACCGACACGGAAGGGCCGCAUCCCCUCCCUCAGGCGCAGGGAAGGGGCCUGAGGGCGUGCAUGGCGCUGUUUGUUGAGGACAUCAAGGACGGCACAACGCCAUUUCCGGCAGGUUUUGAGUGGGCAAGACAGAAGGACAAUGUCACACAAUGCGGUGUGCCUGUGUUGGUUUGCCGCUUGAUAGAAAAGACACGGGCUGUCUUUGUGUUGAGUGAGCGAAAGUGA